GAACAGAGCGCAGGGCCCGCGCACGAUGCCAUGCGCGUUCCCGAUUUCUGCUGCGCACAGACAGCCGGUGCGGAGAGAGGGAGGGAGGAGAGGGCUGCUAUUACUAGUGACAGAAAACGGCAGCGAGCACAUACAGUCUACAGAGCAGCUGAUGCGACAAGAUGCUGAGCGUCGCCUUGCUGUGUGUGUGCGCCGUCGCCUUUGGACACGUCUCCGCUCGCUCCGAAAGCGGCAAUUUUUUGGAUGAUAAGUGGCUCGCUGGACGAUGGGAUAAAUUCAGAGAUGAAGUGGAGGAGCCUGGAACAUGGACUCCAUCCAAGCCCUUCGAUCAAGGCCUUGAUCCAGCCAAAGACCCCUGUCUUAAGAUCAAAUGCAGUCGCCACAAGGUUUGUGUGGCCGAGGAUUAUAAGACUGCCUCUUGUGUCAGCCAGAGGAGAGUUAGUUUUAAAGAUGCCAGUUUGUACCAGAGUCCGGGGUCAAGGUGCACACCCUGCCCUGUGGUUCACCCCUCUCCUGUUUGUGGAACUGACGGCCACACCUACUCCACCAAGUGUAAGUUAGACUACCAGGCAUGCAUCACAGGAAAGAAGAUCGCCGUGAAGUGUCCUGGCAUGUGUCCUUGCCCCUCUCAGCCUGAACAGAGCUCUGCAGAGAAGAAAGUGUGCAGUGAGUCUGACCUGAAGGAGGUGGUGAGUCGUCUGAGAGACUGGUUCAGAGUGCUGCAUGAGAACGGCAACCACAAGAGAGUCAAGAUCCAGAAGCCAGAGAAGAACAAGUUUGAGGUUGGGGCGUCACCUAUUUGUAAGGACCCUCUGGGCUGGAUGUUCUCCCGGCUGGACACAAACUUUGACCUCCAGCUGGACCAUUCAGAGAUCAAGAGCCUCUACCUGGAUAGGAACGAGCCGUGCUCUGAUGUGUUCUUCAAAUCCUGUGAUACACAUGCCGACAAAGUUAUAACCAGCUCUGAGUGGUGCACAUGCUUCCAGAGGUACACAGAUUCCCCUUGUAAAGCAGAGCUGUCCAGUAUCAACAAAAAGCAAGCGGGGAAGAAACUGCUUGGUCAGUAUCUGCCAUCCUGUGAUGAGGACGGUUUUUACAGGUCCCACCAGUGUCACAGCAGCAGCGGCCAGUGCUGGUGUGUGGAUCGCUAUGGCAAUGAGGUGGCCAGCUCACGCACCCAUGGACCUGCAAACUGUGGUGUGAUUUUGGAGUCUUCUGGAGACCUUGGUAGCGGAGAUUCGCUGUUCACUGACGAUGAUGAAGAUUCCUUUGUCCUUGACGACCAGGCUGGGAUGGAUGAUGAGGACGAUGAAGAUGAUGAUGAUGAAACCGACGAAUAUCUGUCGUAAUUUUGAAAAAGAAACAAAAAAAGAAAAAAGAGAAAACUGUUUGUUUGGUCAAACUGCACGUUUCUAGGUGACUCCCCAGGCAGAUACUUAAUCGUACUAACAGCCUAUGGACUACUCUCUGUGUAUUGUUUGUUCAUUAGUUAAAAAAAAAAAAACAAUAUUCCUGGCAAACGUUUAUGAUUUCUCUUCCUCUCUAAGUAUAAAAUAUGAUUGGUUUAAUGGCACUUGUUCACUUGUGUGACAGCCAACCAGAGAACAUGACAAGGACUAAUCGAUAACCAAUCCAGUGCUUUGGAUUUGGUCAUGUGUGCAAAUACCUCUCCCUUCAUUGGACAGUCCAUGUCUUCUAGUGUGUCCUGUCCUUGUGCAGCACUCUGAUUCCUGAGUGUGUUGAUGCCUAAGGCGCAAUGUUAAAGAGAUUUCCCCCUUUUUCAUUCUUUCACCCCUCCCCCCCAACUCAAAUGUUCCUGUGUAUAGGUGGGAUGUUGAUGAUGUAGAUAAGAGAAUAUUGCACUCUUAAGGUUUCUUUUGAUCUUGAUUUUGUAACUGUGACUGUAACUGUGGAAAAACAAGAUAAGAGUUAGACAUGCUUCAUUAGGAGAAUUAAGGCAAAAAAAAAACUGAGUUGGAUAACAAUCAGAACCGACAUGCUAGCUGUUUUCACGGAGACACAAAUCAAGUCAAAUCAUCUCAAAGGCACAGCAACAUGGAAAGACAAAUUACUGCUUGGCCGGUGGUGUUAGGGGGACAAUAUUAUUAUCUAUUUUUCUAAUCCAUUGUUGGAUGAAUACAGAAGAUGAAACAGAUUUGUCGUAGCAUGUCUAAUACUGCGUAAUGUUGUUUCAGUCUGUAGAACCAGAGGCUAAACCUUUAUGGAACUUAAAAUAUAUAUGAUGAAGCUUGAGGGUGAAAAAUUCCCUCAAGCGUGUACAGAUGAAACUGCAGUUGCAUAGUUCUGAACUUCUUGAGCCUGUGAGUCUGUGUGAUAAAAAUGUUUACUUACCUUAGUACGUCGGUGAGCUCAAAGAAAACCUCAUCACAGCUCAGAAGAAAGCGUGGAGUUGAUGUUUUAAAUUUUUUCAGAUAUGAGUCUUGGACUUAAUGUGAUUUGAGCACACAGUGUAAUAAAAUAAAUCUCUUGCACAGUAAUAAAACCACAGAGCCAUGCAGACUUGUUGAAAAUGUCUGGCAGGGGAUAAAGGUUAAGGUGUGCCUUUUAAUGGUGAGGACAGAUGGAGGUAAUAGUGGGAGAAGCAUGCUUACUGGACUGACUAAAGCUCGUCAUUACACUGCAUAAGAGUGGCUUUACUAUCAAGCUCGGAUACUAUUUGGGUUUUGGUAUGGCUUGUGUUUUGGGUCUCUCUUAUGAUGGGUGUUACAUAGGCCACAUUUCAGAUCUUUUGAUUUGUUACAUAGGAUAGCUAGAAUGUAGAGAAGCACAGAUAUACUUAGCAGUUAAGGCAUAAAAACACUUAGAUUCUGCUGGAUUUGAAAAUGGUUUAUAUAUUAGUACACUGGCUAGAGGAAGCUUUGGUUUAGACAGCUUUAUAUGAAAAUCAUCUUACAGUAUUUUGCUUUAACUUUGUUUCAAAAGCUUGAUUUGUACCUGAUCUACUCUUAACUACUUACAGUGUAUACUUGUCAGGGUCGAAAACUGAUCCCAGAUUUGUGUAUUCUUGAUAAGUCCUGUGACUGUUUAUGCAGACCUGGGAUUUGCUGAGCUCUUAUAUUAAUUUUCAAUUAUUAAUCUGGGCUUCAUUUUGAAUCAAACAUCUGUUGAAAUUCCAUGUUAAGACCUGAAAAGUGCCAUCUAACUGUCCAAUAGUUUGUUUUUUUUUUUUGCUCCCCUCAUUCCUUUUAACUUGGAAUUUUAAUUCACUUUACAAACUGGAAAACAUUUCAGUCUUAAAGUGUGCUGUUUCAUGAGUGUGAUGACAUGCAAAUCAUUUUGAUGACCUCAGACACUGUAGCCACUCUCAACCAAUCACACACUGUCAUCACAGCUCUAAUAGUGUUUAAAGGUUAUGAUACAUAUGCAUUUUUUACAGUGUAUGUAUGAUUUGCUGAAAUAAAAGCUAUAUUGACCAA
Siniperca chuatsi (mandarin fish) is the source of this 3437-nucleotide messenger RNA. RefSeq names its product SPARC (osteonectin), cwcv and kazal like domains proteoglycan 3 (gene spock3). The transcript is spliced from 12 exons. NCBI's taxonomy places the organism in Eukaryota, Metazoa, Chordata, Actinopteri, Centrarchiformes, Sinipercidae. Bases 162 to 1349 code for a protein of 395 amino acids. Gene Ontology annotation, molecular function: calcium ion binding; protein binding. The record is from RefSeq and is a predicted model, not a curated record.